ACGCGUUCCUCGCAACGGUAGCAGGCGAGCCAUCUCCUGCCAGCCGCCUCCUCGUGUCCCCCGAUUCCUCAGAGUCCUCGGAGCAAUCCCCGCCAGACUGCGCGCAAGCGUCGCCGUUUCAACUGUAAUUGUGUGACUGUAUUUGGUGCAUAUAUUUUUUUCUUGUCGUUUUUCGUUUUUUUUUUUCUGGUGACCCAACGCGGAAUAUGACCAGGGGAUAGUGAUUGCCAGGGGUUACGGCUCCCGGUUCCCGGUUCCCAGUUCCCAAUUCCGGGAUGUUCAACUACGAGGAGGGGGACCAGGUCGACCAGGCCAUGGCGGCUGCGUACCGGGCGCUCCUCGACUACUAUGCCAAUGCGCCCAGUGCGGCGGGUCACAUAGUGUCCCUCACCGUGGGUCCGUACAACGAUACCGGGUCUGGCUAUGGCUCCAGUGCCUCCUUGGGGGGCAGUGGCAGCAAUAGCACUAGCUACGCCGACGACUUCUUGGUCACCCAGCAACUGGAAAACGACCUGGCCACCGAGGCGGCCUACGUAUCCUUCGGCACCAGUUCCAGUUACGGUCCAAGUCCAAGUCCCAGUCCGAGUUCCGGCUCCAGCGCGGCAUCCAGCACCACGGAGAUGCCCGUCUGGCUGAUCCCCAGCUACAGUGUGAUCCUACUGUUCGCGGUCCUGGGCAACCUGCUGGUAAUCUCCACUCUGGUCCAGAACCGUCGCAUGCGCACCAUUACCAACGUUUUCCUGCUCAACCUGGCCAUCUCGGACAUGCUGCUGGGCGUGCUCUGCAUGCCGGUGACCCUGGUGGGCACCCUGCUGCGCCACUUCAUCUUCGGCGAGUUCCUCUGCAAGCUCUUCCAGUUCUCGCAAGCUGCCUCGGUGGCCGUUUCCUCCUGGACCUUGGUGGCCAUAUCCUGCGAGCGCUACUACGCCAUCUGCCAUCCACUCCGCUCGCGAUCCUGGCAGACGAUCAGCCACGCCUACAAGAUCAUCGGGUUCAUCUGGUUGGGCGGCAUCCUGUGCAUGACGCCCAUAGCGGUCUUCAGUCAAUUGCUACCCACCAGUCGACCAGGCUACUGCAAGUGCCGCGAAACCUGGCCGGACCAGGGAUACGAGCUCUUCUACACCAUCCUGCUGGACGUCCUGCUGCUCCUCCUGCCGCUGCUGGUGCUCUGCGUGGCCUACAUCCUGAUCACGCGCACCCUCUACGUGGGCAUGGCCAAGGACAGCGGCCGGAUUCUGCAGCAGUCGGCUCCGGUGUCCGCGGGAUCAGUGGCUGGAAGUGGGGGAGGAGGUGGACCCACUCCGGGCCCAAGCGGCAGCAGCAACUGCAUCCUCGUCCUGACCGCCACCGCAGUCUAUAAUGAGAGUAGUAACAACAACAAUGGGAACGCAGAGGGAUCUACGAAUUCAACAACGACAACAUUGACGACAACAAGAGCGGCGGUUCCAACUGUGAUCACCACCACCACCACGACCACGGUGACGCUGGCCAAGACCUCCUCGCCGAGCAUUCGCGUCCACGAUGCAGCCCUUCGCAGAUCCAACGAGGCCAAGACCCUGGAGAGCAAGAAGCGGGUGGUCAAGAUGCUGUUCGUCCUGGUCCUGGAGUUCUUCAUCUGCUGGACGCCACUGUACGUGAUCAACACGAUGACCAUGCUGAUUGGCCCGGUGAUGUACCAGUACGUGGACUACACGGCCAUCAGUUUCCUGCAGCUGCUGGCCUACUCCUCCAGCUGCUGCAAUCCGAUCACCUAUUGCUUCAUGAACGCCAGCUUCCGGCGCGCCUUUGUGGACACCUUCAAGGGUCUGCCCUGGCGCCGCGGAGGAGGAGGCGGAGGAGCAGGAGGAGGUGGUGGCUUCGCUGGAGGACUCUCCGCCAGCCAGGCGGGUCCGGGCGGAGUCGCCUAUCCGAACGCCACCAACAUCAGUCUCAAUCCCGGCCUGGCCAUGGGCACGGGCACCUGGCGGACCAGGUCGCGCCACGAUCUCCUCAAUUCGGUGGUGCACACCAGUGGCGCCACCGCCGCCGCCACCGAAAGUCCGCAGCUGUAA
Molecule: messenger RNA, 2051 nt
Organism: Drosophila rhopaloa
Lineage: Eukaryota; Metazoa; Arthropoda; Insecta; Diptera; Drosophilidae
Gene: CCKLR-17D3
Product: cholecystokinin receptor type A
Exons: 5
Coding region: 276-2051 (591 amino acids)
Biological process (GO): neuropeptide signaling pathway
Cellular component (GO): membrane
Molecular function (GO): gastrin receptor activity; neuropeptide receptor activity
Source: RefSeq, a predicted model, not a curated record